UUCGUCACAGUCAAAGUUUGACACCGAUAACGGUGACUUCGAAAAUUACGCGACUCUCGAGAAGCGCAAGAGAGCAUUUCCAGAAACCGCGAUGACUGAUCAAGCCAAAGAGACUGCUGACGAUCCGAUAGAGCUGAUCCAAAACGAUCCGAUAGAGCUGCAAAACGAUCCGAUAAAGCUGCAAAACGAUUCGACGAAAAGUAUCGCGGAAGUUUUCUCGGAUUGUACAGUUCUCGUAACAGGUGGUCUGGGCUUACUCGGAACGCUUCUAAUCGAGAAAUUGCUGCGAUUUUGUCCGAAAGUUAAGACAUUGUACGUUCUUGUAAGAAAGAAAGAUGGAAAAAGUCUUGAUGAACGUGUGAAGCAACUUGCUGAAAUGCCCUUAUACAAGAAGCUGAACAAGGAGCAGCCCAAUUUUCUGAAGAAAUUAACGUUGAUCGAAGGUAAUUUGGACACGGAAAAUUUAGGUUUGUCUCCGGAAGAUCGAGACAAGCUACUCGAUACGGAAGUAAUUUUUCACGGUACAGUUAUCAUACGAUCCAAUCUUUGCACCAUGGCGAACAUUCAUGUGAAGAGCACAGAGCAAAUAUUACUGUUGGCGAAAAAUAUGAGCAAUCUUAAGGCGUUUGUUCAUCUGUCAACCGUUUUCGCUCAUUGGAAGCACAAAUCUAUCAAAGAGAAACAUUAUACCCCGCCAAGAGGGUAUAAUAUCGUAUCGGAAUUGAACGGCAGCUGGCUCAACACGUUCGCAUAUACGAAAGCGAUCGCGGAGGAGACGGUAUUGCGAUACUGUGACAAGAUACCGGCGUGCAUCGUGCGACCGUCCGUCGUGACUUCGACCUGGAAGGAGCCGAUCAUGGGCUGGGUCGACAGCGUGUACGGGCCCGUCGGCCUCCUGGUCGGUUCGGAUCUCGGUUUAUUGCGCACGAUAGAUUGCGACACCAACAAAAAGCUCGACCUCGUACCGGCCGAUUACGUGACGUCGUGCCUGAUUGCCGCCGCCUGGUGCACCAUGAAGAAUGCCGAGGAACUGAAAAAAAAAGAUUCUAAACCGGACAUAGAGAAGGUACCGGUCUACAAUUUCGUAUCGUCGUGUCAAGAACCGAUAACCUGGCGAAAGUUCCAAGAGUACGUGCGCGCACAUAGAUCGACGAAGCUGCUAUCCAUGUUUUGGAACAAUACGUUGUGGAUGCAGCACAAGAUUCUAGGCUACCUGUCCUACUUGUUGCCCGCGGUCGUCGCGAACAGGGCCGUCGUUCUCGCCGGUCAGAAUGCAAGCCGGUGCAUGACCUACAAUCUGAUGAACUCUUAUCUCGAGUCGAUGCAUCACUUUAUGACUCAGCAGUUGAACAUUGAGAAUAAGGCGACGGUCAAACUGUGGGAACAAAUGAGCGCGGAGGAUCGCAAGAUAUUCGAGUUCGAUAUGAGAAACUUCGAUUGGAACGAAUACGUGAAACAAAUGAUUAAGGGUAUUCACGAAAUUGCCAACGAAACGUCGAACGAUGUUGUGUAGGAAGGACUGGCUGAAUAUGUCGAACUCUGAUCCCCCCGUCUUAGUUUGAAACUCGACUUAUUAUGUGUAACCAAGUCGCGCUUUCUCUACGUAUAUAAUUUAUAUAAUCUAGACUAGAACCUCCAGGGAGUUGGACACCCACAUUUUUCUUUCCUUUAAAUAUUACAAGGAUAUAUAUUGUAUUAAUCUCUCAUAAAAAUAUGUAUUAUAAAUAAAGAG
Molecule: messenger RNA, 1732 nt
Organism: Nylanderia fulva
Lineage: Eukaryota; Metazoa; Arthropoda; Insecta; Hymenoptera; Formicidae
Product: fatty acyl-CoA reductase 1-like
Biological process (GO): long-chain fatty-acyl-CoA metabolic process
Cellular component (GO): peroxisome
Molecular function (GO): alcohol-forming very long-chain fatty acyl-CoA reductase (NADP+) activity
Source: RefSeq, a predicted model, not a curated record